Messenger RNA from Anopheles coustani, 2050 nucleotides. It is a transcript of the gene IP3K1, whose product is annotated as inositol-trisphosphate 3-kinase homolog. Gene Ontology annotation, cellular component: nucleus; cytoplasm. Gene Ontology annotation, molecular function: inositol tetrakisphosphate kinase activity; inositol-1,4,5-trisphosphate 3-kinase activity. The transcript has 4 exons. The record is from RefSeq and is a predicted model, not a curated record. Bases 152 to 1180 code for a protein of 342 amino acids. NCBI's taxonomy places the organism in Eukaryota, Metazoa, Arthropoda, Insecta, Diptera, Culicidae. Gene Ontology annotation, biological process: inositol phosphate biosynthetic process.
GAGUGUCGCCACAAAACGGUUCCGCCGAGCGUGGAUGCAGGGAUUUUUGGAAGUUUGUACAUGUGUUUCACAGCAAAUUGGUGUGGUUUUUUUUCUGAAUUUCAUCUGACGCCAGUUCGUUGUUCGCCGUUCCCUCACGGCGUGUAGAGUGAUGAACAUCGAAGCGGGUCGUACAACGGCGGCCGAGUAUCUGGUGGACCAGGGUGUGCCAAACAGCAAUGCGGACAAGUCACUGCUCCGGUUUUUCGCAAUCAAUGCCCUCGAGCUCAGCGCACCCGCCAGCCCAGUCCUACUAGAAUGUAACGCACCGGCAGUCCCAUCCGGUUGGUUACAACUUUCCGGCCAUCCGAAGAGCAUUGCGCCGAUGGCCAACGGGAUCGUACGCAAGCGAAUCUCCGGCCCGAACGACACCGAACUGCUAGCCUACCGCCAGCUGAUGGUGGACUCGCACGCCGUCAAGGUGGUACCGAAGUUCCUCGGAGUGCACCAGCUCGCUGCGGACCACUUCAUCGAGCUGCACAAUCUGCUGCACGGCUUCGUCGAACCGAACGUGAUGGACAUCAAGAUGGGUUUCCGCACGUUCACCGAGAGCGAGGUGAGCAACACGGCGCUCCGGGAGGACCUCUACCGGAAGAUGAUCGCCGUCGAUCCGAACGCCCCGACGGAGGACGAACACCGGCAGCAGGCGAUCACCAAGCUGCGCUACAUGCAGUUCCGCGAGAACAUGUCCUCGACGCAGGAGCGCGGGUUCCGCAUCGAGGCCCUAAAGAUGCGCGGCUGCACACCGGUGACGGACCUGAAGACGAUCAAGACCACCCAGCAGAUCCAGCGCACCAUUGGCGACUUUGUGAACGGGAAGAAAAGUGUGGCCAAGGACAUUACCAAGCGGCUGCGCCAGAUGCGCACGUUGAUCGAAAAGUCAGAGUUCUUUGCCCACCACCAGGUGAUCGGUAGCAGUGUGUUCAUCGUGUACGACGAUCAUCAGGUCGGCGUGUGGUUGAUCGACUUUGCCAAGGCGCUCCCGCUACCGAAGGGCACUCGGGUGACGCACCGGGCGCGCUGGCAGAUGGGCAACAGCGAGGAAGGACUGUUGUACGGGUUCGACGAGCUGAUUCGUACGAUGGAGGCCGUCCAGCAGGGGGUACAUGGGCGCCAGUCGUCCCGAACCAAUGGCGUUUAAAGAACGCAAGAAUCAAACUCCCCUCAUUUGUGAAGGCUGGUCCCUUCAAAACAUGUCGGACGUGAAACUAGUCAUUUGCUUUGUGUUAAAAGAGAACCAAGAGGUAUAUAAGCGAGAGAUUUAGGGAGGAUAAACACUUAAUACCACAUCCUCCAAGCAUAUGUGUGCUAUUCAAAACGAGCCAGAGGUUGUGAAUGGAAAAUAAGGAAGUAUAAUUCCUGAUGUUUAGGGUGAUAGCGAACGCGUCGAAGCUAGAGAAACGAUCAACAAAAGACUGAACCAGCGACGGAACGAAUAUGAUACCGCGGCACUAAGAGAGUACGAGAACUCAAACAAAAGGGAAGAAAGUUAAGGCCGUUUCCAACCGAUCUCCAACAUAAUCGUCCCUCUACAGUUGGAAAGUGUUAUGCCAAAAAACAAAAACAUACGAAAGAAAAGAAAUGUGAACCACAAUGGGCCUGUUUGCGUUUGCCGGCCGGGUAUCGUGUUCUUGAAGAAUUAUUAAACAAAUCUAUUCCAUAUUGGAAAACUAGCGUGAAACCAAGAUUUUAAUGUAGCAAAGUAGCGAGAUCGGAAGGUGUUAGAGCGGAUGGAGGCGAUGGCUAGGCAGGUUAUAAUACAGAUUUUACGACGUAUCGCAUAUCCUAAUAUAUCCUCAUGAAAUGUGUGUUUGUUCGUUUUUUGUUUUGCUAAAAUAGAAGCACUCAAAAUACUCACCGCUCGUUCCAUGCGUUUAAACACGUGUCAGGCACGUUCCGGCGAACCGUUGAGCUUCUAGGCGAUCCGAGGCGAUCUACAAUAAUGCAAACAGCUUGUUAAUAUUCAUUAUAUAAACUAAUAAAAAUCAUGUUUACUAUUUAAAGUGUUGAU